This is a messenger RNA of Culex pipiens pallens (northern house mosquito), 1947 nucleotides long. RefSeq names its product N-acetylglucosaminyl-phosphatidylinositol de-N-acetylase (gene PIG-L). Gene Ontology annotation, molecular function: N-acetylglucosaminylphosphatidylinositol deacetylase activity. The record is from RefSeq and is a predicted model, not a curated record. NCBI's taxonomy places the organism in Eukaryota, Metazoa, Arthropoda, Insecta, Diptera, Culicidae. Gene Ontology annotation, biological process: GPI anchor biosynthetic process. Gene Ontology annotation, cellular component: endoplasmic reticulum. Bases 314 to 1267 code for a protein of 317 amino acids. The transcript has 3 exons.
CGACUCGUCUUCUCGCGAAUCGCACCAUCAGCAGUCGCGCGGCGCCGUGAAUCGCAAAAUUUGUAGCGAUUUUAGUCUAUUUUCGUCCGCGCGUGUCUUUUUUUCCCCCUUUGCGUUUGUUCGUCAGUUGUCGUUGAGAUGGUUGUUUAUUGGGCGUGUAAUUAGAGUGCUGGCAGCGGUUCCAUGUGGCCAGGCCGCCUUCGUCGAUCAAACUUUUCCAGUUGCGUCACGUUCGGUUUGUUUACGUUGUUUCAGGAGUUUCUGAAGAUUUGGCCGGAGCGACACCCAGUGAUGCGGUUAUUGAGGGCGGGCAAUGAAUGAUACGGCUUCGGAGCAGCUGUCGGAACAGUCUUUGCGUGGGGGAGAAACAACGGUCGAGUCGGUUUCGGAAGAGGGCGGUGAAGAGGAACAACCGUGGACGAUUUAUCAGUUUAUUUGCGAUCAGGCUUUGUUUUAUUCACGCGAAACCCUGGAUCACAUAGUGCUAGUCAUCUUUAUCUACACGCUCCUGUGUCUGGUUCUGUACAAGCUCCUGUUCCACCGGUGCAGUCGAUGGCUGAAGUUAGUCCGGAAGAGUCGCCUCCCGGCCACGGCGAACCGCGCCCUCCUGGUGACGGCCCAUCCCGAUGACGAAUCGAUGUUCUUCGGGCCCACCAUUCUGGAGCUGCGCCGACGAAACUGUCGGAUCUUCCUGCUCUGCCUGUCGGAUGGAAAUUACGACAAGAAAGGACCAACCCGGAGGCAGGAGCUGUGGGACGCCAGCGAAUCGCUCGGCAUCAAACCGGAGGACAUCACGCUGCUGAAUGCGACCCACCUGCAGGAUGACCCCGCCGUCGAGUGGAAGACGGUGACGAUCGCGAUCCAAAUUCUGAAACAUCUGGAAGCGCUCGACGCGGAUCUGCUGGUCACGUUCGACAAGGACGGCGUCAGCGGCCAUCCGAACCAUAGUGCCAUCUACUACGCGACCGCCUCGCUCUGCUUGUCCGGCAUGAUUCCGAACAAAUGUAAAGUCUUGACGCUGGAAUCGGUGAACCUCUGCCGGAAGUACGUUUCAAUAUUGGACCUACCGAUAACGCUGCUGCUGUCCACCAACUGGUCCGUGCUGAGCUGGGAAUCGCGCCGUGCCGUGCAGAACGCGAUGCGCCUCCACCGGUCGCAGAUGGUCUGGUUCCGGCAGCUGUACGUGGCGUUCUCGCGCUACAUGGUCAUCAACUCGCUGUGCGAGAUCAACCAGUCGGACGUGGAGUUUGAGAUAUUGAACUCUUAAUUUAUUUGAACGAAGAUGAAACACAAUUUACGAAGUAUUGACAUCACCCCCGCGAAGAAGAAGACGAAAAGGUAGGUGAGCAUAUUUUUCUACGUCGAGCAAGGCCAGAACGUUUUUUCUUUUGUGUACCAAUGAUUGGGACUCUUGCUCCUACACACAUAACGAAGGUGCAAUAGCUUUUGUCGCUUUGCAAAUGAAAACUGCAAACAUUACUAUAUUAAAUAACACAUAAAUUUAAAAAUAAAAGAAAACACGGUCAGGGAAGAAGGAACGAAACCGAUUAUAUGAAAACGAGAUGCUGAACAGCUAGUCCUUUUUACCUACCUUCCGCGUAAACGGAUCCCAUCGCAUGCGUUUAGAGCGGCUCUUUUUAAACUAACUUAUCUCAAUUAUUAUAAUUCUUACGCAUUCGCUAAGCAUAUUUAUUACCAAACGUACCCACAUUGUUUUUAAAUGAAAAUGUAAGUUAUUGAACGAAGAGGUAUGGCGAGAUGAAUAAAAUAAAAUGUUGUUAGUCAUUGAAGAAGAAAGUAAUGUAUUUUUUUCUAAGCGCAUUCUAAUUUAGCCAAUAACAGCUGCAAUUGCAUUACUUUUGUACAUAAGCAAACAACUCUGUUUGAAACUUUUGCAUUAUUUAAUAAAGUACUUUUUAUCGGUCGAAAAGGAAGGAAGACACAUAC